GCGCAUGCGCAGGAAGGCCGGCCUCUCUGGACCCUGCGCACUGUGCCACGUUUGUAGCGGCAGGCACAAAACAAGAACGACCAACCCCACUGAAAAAGCGAAAUAUCGCGUCUACGUCCGUCCCCCCCCCGGUUUUGUUUCGUUCAUAGCGUGCCUUGGUGACACUAGCUGCCCAGAUUUAAGCGUCUUUUUCCGUAUUGUGGAGGACUGAAGUUGCAGGCAUGAUGUUGAAGUUUGUCUUACUGUGCGCUCUGGCCGUAGCCAGCAGGGCUGAGAUCCCCGAGGAGGAGGACGUGCUGGUCCUCAAAAAGAGCAACUUCGACGAGGCUCUGCAAGCUCACCCCAACCUCAUGGUGGAGUUCUAUGCUCCCUGGUGUGGCCACUGCAAGGCCUUGGCCCCUGAAUACGCCAAGGCAGCUGGCAUGUUGAAGGCAGACAGCUCAGACAUCCGGCUGGCCAAGGUGGAUGCCACCGAGGAGACGGAGCUAGCGCAGGAAUUUGGUGUGCGAGGCUACCCUACCAUCAAGUUUUUCAAGGGAGGAGAGAAGCAGUCACCCAAAGAAUAUUCAGCUGGCAGACAGGCUGAUGACAUCGUGAGCUGGCUAAAGAAGCGUACAGGCCCCCCUGCCAGCAUGCUGACUGAACUCACCCAGGCAGAGUCCCUGAUUGCAGACAGUGAAGUCACAGUUAUUGGCUUCUUCAAGAAUGUGGAGUCUGAUGGUGCCAAAGCUUUCCUGAAGGCUGCUGAAGCUGUAGAUGACAUUCCUUUUGGCAUCACUUCAGAAGAUGCCAUCUUUUCCAAGUUUGAGGUGUCCAAGGAUGGCGUUGUCCUCUUCAAGAAGUUUGAUGAGGGCCAGAACACCUUUGAUGGGGAAGUCUCCAAGGAGAACCUCCUGAGCUUCAUUAAGGCCAACCAGCUGCCCUUGGUCAUUGAAUUCACAGAGCAGACUGCCCCCAAGAUUUUCGGUGGGGACAUCAAGUCCCACAUCUUGAUGUUUGUGCCCAAGGCAGACUCUGACUUCCAGGACAAGUUGGGUCAAUUUAAGAAGGCUGCAGAGGGGUUCAAGGGCAAGAUCCUCUUUAUCUACAUAGACAGUGACCUGGAUGAUAAUCAGCGCAUCCUGGAGUUCUUUGGGCUCAAGAAAGAUGAGUGCCCUGCAAUUCGUCUCAUUACCUUGGAGGAUGAGAUGACUAAAUACAAACCAGACACUGAGGAAAUUACUGCAGAAAACAUAAUCUCUUUCUGCACGCGUUUCAUAGAGGGCAAGCUGAAGCCUCAUCUGAUGAGCCAAGACAUCCCUGAGGACUGGGACAAAAACCCUGUGAAGGUGUUGGUUGGGAAGAACUUUGAGGAUAUUGUCUUCAAUCCUACCAAAAAUGUCUUUGUUGAAUUUUAUGCACCCUGGUGUGGCCAUUGCAAACAAUUAGCUCCUAUCUGGGACAAACUGGGUGAGAAAUACAAGGAUAGUGAUAGCAUCAUUGUGGCCAAGAUGGACUCUACUGCCAAUGAGGUGGAAGCAGUCAAAGUUCAUAGCUUCCCCACAUUGAAGUUCUUCCCUGCAGGAGAUGACCGCAAGGUGAUUGACUACAAUGGUGAGAGGACACUUGAGGGAUUCACAAAGUUCCUGGAGAGCGGAGGCACUGAUGGCGGUGCACCAGCUGGAGAAGAGGAUGAAGAUGAUGAUCUUGCAGACCUUGAUGACCAGCAAGAAGAUGAUGAUGAAUCUGAUGGUGAAGGACAUGAUGAGUUGUAAGAUUCAUCUGGGGAGGAAUCCCACCCUCUCCCUAUCCUCCAGCCGAAAUGCCCCUCGGCCAGACGCCGCUAUUCUUUGAACACUAACCCUUCUCUACCCAAAUAUUUCCAUCACUGGGUGUCAGGAUGCCCCACCUGCACAAAGGCACCAGUUCUUCAACCUUGCAUAUUAGCCCAGACAGACCCAUCUGUCCUCACAGGAACUGAGCACUGAAAUGGCACCUCUGGGGGUGUCUGAAAUUCUGUAUAGGUUUAUUUUUUUAUUAAAACUCCCCCAGACCAGCUCUGUAAUGGUACUGUACAAACCUUAGCCAUGUUGAGCAGUGAUAUCACCCCUGUUCAUUUUUUAUGUAUUCUUCCCUUAACCCCUCCACAGUUUUUGUGUGUGUAUAUGUGUAUACAUCCACAGGCAUAUUUAAACCACACAUGAAUAUUUGGGGGUCUUUGUAAUUAGGAUGUGUUGACUAAUCUGGGGAAGGAACAUGUUGUGCUUCUCAAAGACCAAAUAAGAGUUGAGGGAGGUUCUUUUUCUUUUGGGUCUAUAAUCAUUUUAGGGGUUUCUCAGUUUGCUGAAAAAUGGAUGCCCCUGGUAGCUUCACUGUGGGUGUAUUAAAGUGUACACUUCAAGCCUGAGGUUUGCAGUCAAAAACUUUGUCUGAACCAGAUGUUUUUUUUUCCAGAUUCAGUGUAAUGGUCCCCAUGGAUCAACAUAUUUAAUUUUAUUGGAACUUUAUUUUAAUCAGUCUUGAUGAUCCAGUACUCCCACCUGUUAUGUCUGUGUGGGCUAGUACUGGCCCUUGUAACUUCUCUGCUGAGAACAGAGGUAACCCUUGAGUCUGGAAGAUCUUCCCAUGUGCCAUCUGAGAUUAGCUUGUUACUGAUGAGACAGGAUUUAUUUGGAGGGCUUCCAGAUCUGAAAGGGGGGGCUCUUCUGAUUCUGGGGCAGGAACAUAAGUAAACCCCAUAUCCCCACUCCCCACAAUCCAUCCUUGUACACUUGCCCUCCCUUGACUUUCUCUUCUGGUGUCUUGGCUUGUACUGUGUAUGUGUGGUCCAGAUGUUUGGAAAAAAGUGGUGUUCCAUGAAUGAGUUCUGGUUCUCACAUUCUGGGAUAAGGUUUUUUUUUUGUGUGUGUGUGUCCAGGGUGGAGGGGGGCUAUGGAAGAGGGUGGGGGGGGUGGAGGAAUGGUUUUUGAAAUGCAGUAGGGUGGGAAAUGGUGGUUGGGGUAGGAAAAACGAAGCAUUCCAUCACAAAUUGAGAAGUAAACUGGUGGCCAAAUAAAAAAAAUUGAGAAAAUUCA
Scleropages formosus (Asian bonytongue) is the source of this 3053-nucleotide messenger RNA. It is a transcript of the gene p4hb, whose product is annotated as prolyl 4-hydroxylase, beta polypeptide. Gene Ontology annotation, biological process: protein folding; response to endoplasmic reticulum stress. Gene Ontology annotation, cellular component: endoplasmic reticulum. The record is from RefSeq and is a predicted model, not a curated record. The coding region runs from base 222 to 1754 and encodes 510 amino acids. Lineage: Eukaryota; Metazoa; Chordata; Actinopteri; Osteoglossiformes; Osteoglossidae. Gene Ontology annotation, molecular function: protein disulfide isomerase activity. The transcript has 11 exons.